UCCUACGAAAAAAUUAUGGAUAAUCUUGGUAACAUGAGAUAUUCUAGGGAUUACUGCUUGGUUUACCGCUUGUAUAAUCCUGACUCGUUUAUUUCGUCUAGCACCGCAAAGUGUUUCACUGAGCCUACGAAAAAAUCAUGGCUUGCCCUUCUGGAAGAUCAGCUGGAAUCAGACAUUCGAUUAACUGAACACUUGAAGGAGAGGCUGAAGCUGUUGCAGGAAUCUGGUGCUGAUCCUGAACAUAUUGAUAGAGUCCACAAUGAUUUACAGAAUAUGCUUGCUAGCUUGGAAACUGAUAAAGCUGAAAUCGAGCUUGAGAAAAAGGACAUAGCUGAAGCUCAAAAACAUGCAACUAAAGUUUCAAAGCAACAGUUGAAGAGACCAAGGCAGAUAGAUGAAUCUGGAAAGCAGACAACUGAAGUUCCAAAGUAUAUGGAGAAUAUACCAAUAAGAAAGGAGACAACUGAAGUUCCAAAGUAUAUGGAGAUAAUAAACAACACUGAAGUUCCAAUGCAGCAGGAGAAGGAACUGAGGCUGGUAAUAAACAACACUGAAGUUCCAAUGCAGCAGAAUAAAGUGUUGGAGGCUUAAGAAGAACGUCAUCCAAAACGUGGUCAAUCAGUUUAUAUGAGUACCGUGUAUUAUACUUGCAUCUAGCAAAUGUAUUUGUAAUCUUUCUACGUGUAUGUGUCUCGGUGUAUCCGUGUCAUGUUAUUCUUACUUAUAUCCUAUAAUUCUGUCGACUUGUAAUAUUGUGUGUAAUAUUCUGGUUUUGAAUCAUUAUCAAUGAAGUAAUUGUGUUGUGCAA
Molecule: messenger RNA, 808 nt
Organism: Trifolium pratense (red clover)
Lineage: Eukaryota; Viridiplantae; Streptophyta; Magnoliopsida; Fabales; Fabaceae
Exons: 3
Coding region: 16-591 (191 amino acids)
Source: RefSeq, a predicted model, not a curated record